Messenger RNA from Serpula lacrymans var. lacrymans S7.9, 455 nucleotides. RefSeq lists its product as uncharacterized. Bases 36 to 410 code for a protein of 124 amino acids. NCBI's taxonomy places the organism in Eukaryota, Fungi, Basidiomycota, Agaricomycetes, Boletales, Serpulaceae. The transcript is spliced from 2 exons. The record is from RefSeq and is a predicted model, not a curated record.
UAGAUGAUUACUCCAUACAAGAACGUUCCGAGUCCAUGCACGAAGAUUUUGAUUGCAACCAGGGAGAGGACAUAUUCGACGAACAAUGCUACUUUGAAGACAACUGCGUAGUCGACCAACCUUUCCUGGAUGAAUAUCAAGAUGAUCUACAAGUCAACGAGUACCAACCAGCGAUCAUUGAGAAUAUGGAUAGUUAUUCAAGCCAUGAUUAUGCGGCUCGUCCUUCGUCUUCCUGUUCGUCUUUACAGAGUAGAAAUACCCAUGAUACCGUAACGAGCGGAGGUCAUCGAUUUUUCCAGGGCCGUGCAUUGCUUCUUGGCAUCUCGGCAUAUCGCAAAACGCUUGAGGGACCAUUGGCGACCACAGAAGUUCUGAUAGGAAGCGUCAAGCUAUCACGCGAGGGGUCUUGAUGCAAUGUAGUUCAUUAGUAUGUAGAUUGUCUCCUCUUGGCCAAC